This is a messenger RNA of Caenorhabditis auriculariae, 1919 nucleotides long. Lineage: Eukaryota; Metazoa; Nematoda; Chromadorea; Rhabditida; Rhabditidae. The record is from the annotation of a GenBank genome assembly.
AUGGACACUAGCUACUUGGCCAACAUCACUUUGCAGGAGGUUUGAAAAUUCUUGAUUCUUGAGGAUUUUUUAUUUGGAUCAAACUAUUUGAACACUGUAGAACCAGUGAAAAAAAUCAUUUGCCUUCCAAAAUAAAAAAAUCUGAAGAAUCGGUUAAAUUUUUUUUAAUUAUAAAUUUUUCAUCAAAAUCCAUCAAAAAGUUCAAUGAAAAAAAUCGCCAAUAUUUGAAAUUUCCUUCAUAAAAACGACCAGAAAACUAAAAUGAACAUAAAAUUUUUUUUAUAAUUUUCAUUUUCUGCUUUCGGAGGAAUUUGAAAGAAAAAAUCUCAAUUUUCAUCCUUUAUAUAAUAUAGAACUAAAUUGAAUCACAAUUUUAAAAAAAUACACGAAGAAAAAAAUAAUAAUAAAAAAAGAAUUCAGGCCAUCACGAACCCAGAAAUUAACGAACUGAUUAAAAAAAUUGGAACGACAGUUUUGUGAGUUUUUUUCUUUCGAUUAUUUUUCAUUCAAAGUAUAUAUUUUUAGGACAACAAUUCGACCGACUGGAACCGGACUCAUGUCCCAUACUACGAGAACUAUCAAGGACAGGUCGGAAAUGAAUUCGCUCGAUAUGAUUUAAAAAAAAACGUGAAAGCAAAAAAAAAUAUGAGAGAAACGAAGGAAAAAAGGAGAAAAGGUAACAUCAUGCGAAUUUUCGUAUGGUGUAGAGUCUAGUGUAUGCACCAAUAACAUUUAACUUUACGCGCGCCUUAUUUUUUUGGCCUCAGGCACUGACGGCGCGUGUUUGUUGCCAAAAGUGCGCAUGCGCGCCGCCUGCUGCGCGCACGCGCGGGGUGUCUCUUUUAUUUUUUAGCUUUUUAACUAAUUGAAAAAUUAUAAAUUUGAUAUUUUUCAUGUCUGUUCAUCUCUUAACAUUGCUCUGCACCAGUUUAUAACAAUUAGAUUGCACAAAAAUUUGAAAUAUCAAAGUUUCACUUGGCAAUUUUUUUUCAUAAAUUUGUUUGAAAGUGCUCGGGACAACUUUAAAACGUGAGCAGGAGCACUGGGUAGUAUCACAAAAAUAUAAAAAAUAUAUUUCAAAACCGUAUUUCAGUGGAAAAAGGCGAAAAAAAGAAUCAGUACCCCCGCGCGUGCGCGCACCAGUGCCUGAGGCGUUUUUCCAAAAAUUUUUUUCAGUUCUUUUUCUUUUUUUUUCCAGUUUUUCCAUUGUUGCAAUCAUAUUUCAGCAAAAUUGAACAUUUUAUAAAAAAAUCGUCAUCUAUUUUUUUACAAAAUGUAAUUUUUUUAAAAGCCACGGAAUUUUGAUUCUCUGUCGCAUUUUUUUCAUCCCAUUUUUUUGGCUUUCAAUAACCUCCAGUUCUUGAUUUUUUUCCUUUUCAUCCAUGAUGAUUUUUUUGGGGCAUCUAUUCAGCUUUAAAAAAAUGUUCUAGUAGAUUUUUGAUGUUUUUUUCGAGAGAAAACAGGAUUUUUUGCCAGGAAACAGAUAUUUUUAAUUUUUUAGCAGUCGAUUUUCUAUUUCAUGUUACGUUUGCAUUUUUCUUGCUUGGAAAUAAGUUUCUUCUUCUCAAAUUUUGUCUAACUAUAACUCAAUUUUUUUCAAAAUUUCAAAUUAUUUAAUUGCAAAAAAACGUGCUAAUUUUUCAAAUUUAAUUUUUUUAAAAUCUUUAUUUUUUUCGUUUUUUUAAACUCUUGCUAGUAUUAUACUAUUUCUCAAGAAAAAAGAAAAUUUUCUGUAGGGGAAUGCACGUGCAAACUUCCCCGCAGGCACAUGUCUCAAAUGCCGCCACUGGGCCAGCGUGCCGUCGAUAGCUCAGUUGGUAGAGCGGAGGACUGUAGAGCAGUGGGUAUCCUUAGGUCGCUGGUUCGAAUCCGGCUCGACGGAGUUCUUUUUGCCCAUUUUUGCUAGUUAUGGUUUCUGA